Molecule: messenger RNA, 1548 nt
Organism: Grosmannia clavigera kw1407
Lineage: Eukaryota; Fungi; Ascomycota; Sordariomycetes; Ophiostomatales; Ophiostomataceae
Product: indoleamine-dioxygenase subfamily
Exons: 1
Coding region: 1-1548 (515 amino acids)
Biological process (GO): 'de novo' NAD+ biosynthetic process from L-tryptophan
Cellular component (GO): cytoplasm
Molecular function (GO): heme binding; metal ion binding; indoleamine 2,3-dioxygenase activity
Source: RefSeq, a predicted model, not a curated record
AUGCUUCCUCCCAUUCCUGUGCUGGCCGAUUACGGCAUCUCGGCCAAGCACGGCUUCCUGCCCGACGACCUGCCGCUGGCCCGGCUGCCCGACCCCUACUAUAACAAGUGGGAGGCUGUGGUGGCGAACCUGCAGGCGCUGAUCCUGAGCCGGCGUCUGCGCGGCGUGGUCGACCGGCUGCCGGUGCUGUCGACCGACGGGCUGGAGCACGUGGCCGAGUGGCGUCGUGCCUACUGUAUCUUGUGCUUCAUGGCCCACGGCUACGUCUGGGGCGGCGAUCGACCGAGCGACCGGCUGCCACCACCGCUGGCCGUGCCGUUGCUGGCCGUGUCGACACGACUAGAAGUUCCGCCGGUCGCUACCUUUGCCGCCGUGUGUCUCUGGAACUUCAAGCCGCUCUUUGUCGACGAGGGCGUCGACCGGCUCGAGAACCUGGCUACGCUCAACACCCUGACCGGCUCGCUCGAUGAGUCUUGGUUCUACCUCGUCUCCGUCGCCAUCGAGGCUCGCGGCGGGCCCAUGAUCGCCAUCAUGCUGGCCGCCAUGGCCACAGUCCGACGAGGCGAGCAGCAGGAACCGGACAGCGAGGCAGACACGGCCGCCACCGUGACGGCCUGUCUCUGCGCCUUUGCCGAGCGGCUCGACGACCUGACUGGCCUGCUGCAGCGCCUGCACGAACAGUGCGAUCCGACCGUGUUCUACCACCGCAUCCGGCCCUUCCUCGCCGGCAGCAAGAACAUGGCCGACGCUGGCCUGCCCCACGGUCUCAUCUACGACGAUGGCACCGGCCACGAGACGUACCGCCAGUACAGCGGCGGCAGUAACGCCCAGAGCAGCCUGAUCCAGUUCUUUGACAUCGUCCUCGGCAUCGAGCAUCGCCCGACGGGCGACAAGGGCGACAAGAACGACAAGGCCGGCACCCUGUCGGCUUCUGAGCCGCCUCCCCACAACUUCAUCAUGGAGAUGCGUCAGUACAUGCCCGGGCCACAUGCCCGUUUCCUGCGCGACGUCGCCGCCGUCGCCAACAUCCGGCCCUACGUGCUGGCCCGCCCGCACGACCGUCCGCUGGCCAUCGCCUACGACGCCUGCCUCUCGAUGCUGCGCGCCCUGCGCGACCGCCACAUCGCCAUCGUCACCCGCUACAUUGUCGUGCCGUCGCGCGAGGCCAUGCGGGCCCGCAGCCGCUCGCGCAGCCCCGAGACCGUGCGUCGUCAGCCGGCCGUCGCCCAGCCGAAGCCCGUCAAUCUCGCUCGCCCGACCGACUCGAAGCAGCUCAAAGGCACCGGCGGCACCGCCCUCAUCGCCUUCCUCAAGCAGGCCCGCGACGAGACCGGCGAGCCGGCCGUCGAGGACUGGGCACGCCGCUUCCUCGGUCGCCAGGCUCGCGGCCCCGGCAAGAACGAUUUCUUCUUCGGCAAGCCCGAUGAGUCGCCGCUGACGCCCGAGGUCGCCGCCGCUGCCGUCACCGAUGACGAGGAGGAGAUUGUCGGCGGCAUGGCCGGCACUUGGACCAUCGAUGACGACGUCGGCGGCCUGUGCCAGUACUGA